Messenger RNA from Pocillopora meandrina, 6916 nucleotides. Lineage: Eukaryota; Metazoa; Cnidaria; Anthozoa; Scleractinia; Pocilloporidae. The record is from the annotation of a GenBank genome assembly.
AUGCACAACACUAUGGCGAGAAACGCCAGCAGUCGAGAAAUCACACCCUUACAAGGAGAGUUACUGCGAGCUCUGAUCAGCAGUGGCAUUUCCAAAGACGCCCUUCUUGGCGCUUGCGAUGAGUUGUACGCAAAAUUGGCGCAGAGCGCUCAACGCGCAGAUAGUACAGCUGCAGAGCAACAACCCAAGCACAACUCCAGCGAUCAUUUGCAAGGUAUUCAGGUCAAAAGCGAGGCAGUCAAACUCGAUGAAGCUCCUCAGAGAAGGUUGAUAAGAGACGUGAGCUUAGAGGCACAACAGGUCAGCUUUGUUGAUCAAAUGCUCGGGUAAGUGUUUACUCCUCGUAGUCGACUUCCACUUCUUGGAGUCAUGGCGCAUAAUGCAUUUGUCUGAGAUCCCUUGGUGGGCGGACUUAAAUUCGCAUUCGCUGUUGCCAAGUUCUGUUGCAAGUUGAUUGAGGAUAAGAAACUUUGCAUGUGUAAUACGUUACUUGCAUUUUAUAUUUAACCGGCUUUCUUUAACCUCGUGAAUAACUCAUCUUUUGUACUCCCUAGAGCGCGUCUUUUCUUUCCUUCAUCGAACGUAUUUUGAUUUCACGCGUAGUUCCAUUGUUCGCCGAUCUAAAAACUUUACUUGCCUAUUGUUAACCUUAACUGGUGGCACGCGACUUGUAUCGAUCGAAUGUUCGAUUCGCAUCAGUUCGCCGGAAUAAAAACUUGACUUCCAUCACACGGUCUGGCGCACAGAUCACGCCGAAGAACUGAUCCGUCACCAAAACCAACGCCUCCUCUCACCUGAACUUUCCAUCAGCCGACCAAAACUAAUAGAUGUAUUGGCAAAUGUCGAUUUUCAACAGGCUUCAUUGCGAGAAACACACGUUCUUGUGUGAAACGAUCAUGUAAUGUAACGGGGUCGCUUUGCAUUAUUUAUGAAAUCAAUUCCCAACUUAUAUUGUGUUGUGAAUAGAAAAUCUAUCGCGUUAAUGAUUUGCUCGGGUCCAUCAUAAAGAAAGGCAAUUAAAUAUUAACUUCAAGAGCGCAGAGGAAGUGGAGUUCUAGGCAUAAAUAUACAAUACUCGUAUUGAGUGAAGCAUGGCGGAGCAAGACGAAUUCUCGCUAUUUUUUUAUCUGUAGCCUACUUCGUUCUCCUCUUCGGCGCAGUAAGGUUUCGUUGUUGAUUGCAUCCUCGUUGACAGACGAGAGGGAAGCAAUAAUUAGGCACUUUCUCUUUCUUCUAACGACACGUUCCUUUAGAAUCGUCGUCGGAAAAGCUUCACCGAAGCGAACUGUUGACUUAAGCGUUCGAUGCUUUACAAGAGUUGUUUCAAGCGAUGCAUUCGAAGGAUAUUCGCGUUAUAUUUCGCUUUCUUCGUGUUUCUUCCCACCCUCUGAAAUUUUAUCUCACGAGGCCAUGAGAAUUCCAUGGUCGUCAACUGAUCGAAAGACAAUAUGUGAGGUGACGCUAACAAUAAUAUCAGCUGUAUAACUAAGGUGUAUUACUCAGGCAAGUGCGUUUGAAACUUGUGUCACAGCAACAUUUUUUGUAGUAGUUUCCUCGUAGCUUGCACGAAAUGUAUACAAUGAAAAAAUCCAAAACAACCAUUAUCUACACCGGAAAUGGACUCACAUUAACGGGAUUGAGCAGAAAAUUUCUUAUCAUCAUUUUGAAAGACUUUUGUGUGCGUUCAUUGCGGUGUACUAGGAUAAGAAGGUUGUCAAUUUUUUUGAAAAUUAAUCUUUUCAAGGGAGAAAAAUUAAGCUAAGUGCCUUUUACAGUCCAUAUUGCCUGUGCUAUUUUAAAAAAGUGUGGCAUUGAGUGAAACCCAUAUUCAGUGACAACAAGGUCUGAAGUGAAGUAUCAAAACUUGACAAUAACUCCUGCUGGUCACAUAGAGUAUUAAAAAAGUUGAAAGAAAAUUUAUUAUCUAUGGAAAGAUUCCAAAAAACAGCAUGUUUAACCUUUUACACCUUAACUAUAACAGACAACACAGCAGAUUUGAUGCGACACCAGGAAUCACAUUUUAGCACGCAUUUAGUCCUUAUUCACUUGAAAAGCAGUGAGAAGAUACCUUGCAGUAGAGCAAUACUUUAGGGCAGUGUGUGGUUGAAACUGAAAAAAAUAAACCAAUAAACAAAAGUUACAAAAGAGAAAAAUCCAAGCUGAAAGCGACACAAAACCUAAAUAGACAAUUCCAAAAAAUGACUCUUACAUUUGUCAUUGCCCUGGAAAUGGCUACAUAAACUGUACUGUAUACUGCAGUUGUGUUUCCAAGUAAACCAAAAUAAACUGAAUAACUAACAUCAGUAUUCACAUUCUCUACCCUGAUCUUUUUAAAUUUCCUGUAGUAAUGACAAGGAGAAUUUGUUUGACAAUCAGAAGCUUCUUAAACUGGUGAUCAUUUCCAUUAUUCUCAUUACCUUAACAUUUUAUUCAAGGGUGAUACUGGGAUGAGAAAGUAGAAGUCAGUCACUUUUAGGGUUAAGGAACUGGUUUGCUCUUGCUCUCUGACCAAUUCCAUCCUGGACAUUUUCACAUUUUCCACCUUCUUUGAAGUAUUUGAAAGUCUCUGAGAAAUGAAAUAAAUCUUCUAAUCCCCUCAUAACUUUUUAAAAUGAAUGUUAAAUGACUCUUUUUGUAGAAGAAGAGAACUCAAUAAAUUAAAUCUCUUGGUCAGUAAGUGCCCCAUUAAUGAUCAAAUUAGUUGGCAAUAUUUCACUGUGCACCUUGUUAAAUUCAAAAGUUUGUUUGAAUUGAAAUCUUUCCCCUUCUAUUUAAAAGCAGAUGCAUAAUACAUACCUUACUAUACUUGUUUUGUCUCUUUUGUACUGUACGUAACAAAAUGUUGUUUUUUCCACCUGGCUUUAUGGCCUGCACCUCAUGAUUGGCCAUAGAUAAAAGUGAACAAAACUCAAUCCAUAACCUAAAGUACAGACCCUGGGGUAUAUGUUCUCUCUCCAGAGUUGUAUAUUCCUCUCUAUAUAUUUUUUUUUUUUUUGGGGGGGGAUGGAGGGGGGCAGCGGGAAUGGUUCCAGACUGUGGGUGUUCAUUCAGUAUUCUCAGUUUGUAGGAAGAGACAAAGACAAGGUAGUGGAAGUAAAAAUUUAACAGGGACCCCGCAGCAAGUUUUUGAGUGGGGAGGCUAUUUUUGGCUCCAUUAUUUUUGUUAAUUUUUUUUGUUUGAUUUAUUUUAUUUUUGCAAAAAAGUGGGGGGGGGAUAAAAGUCCCCCCAGUCCCUCCCUCUGUGCAGUCCCUGUUUAAAGGGAGUGGACAUGUUCCAAAAUCAAACAUCUUUAGAUUUUGGAUUUCAUAGGUUGGUAUCUCUGCCUUCAAGGCUCGGAACAAAUGAUGUUUAUCUUCAGUGACAAUCAUGGGACACUUUUGAACUUUUCACUGCCAAGAUCAAAUCAGUAAUUCUCCUUACUGUCUGCCAAACAUUUGCCAUACAAUUUUUAUAAUGUUGGUUCAGAGAAUCUAAUAUUGGAUCAACCAGUAUUCCUCUAAUAGAUAUUUUAUUUACUCUCAUCACUUCACUGCCUGAUGUUAUUGUGAUAUUGUUAAGAGAAAUUCUGUUUUGGUCAUUCAUGAGAGUCAAAGGGUUAAGGGGGCAGACAGUGGAAAUUUUAACAGUCAUCAUCUAAAGAAAAUUCGCUUUAUUAUUUUUUAAGUUCUUAAAAUUGUAGGACAAUAAGAUAGUCUGAGGCUGAAUUUUUCUAAAUGACCUAGAAUGGACCCAUGGCAAGCAGCAAAGGUGAUUAAAAUGUAUAUGCAGCAACACAACAUUCCACAGCGGGAAGUGGUGGAAUCCACAGGUUUGAAUCAGAGUCACUUAUCACAGCAUCUUAAUAAGGGUACUCCUAUGAAGACAAGCAAAAGAGCAGCGCUCUAUACUUGGUUUGAGAACAAGAGGAAAGAAAUCAUUGAGCGUAAGGAAAUUUUUUGCAUUUUUAUUACAAUGUUAUUACAAUGUGAUACACAUAUCAACAAUGUGUGGAACAGUUGAAGAGUACAAAUGGAAUAGAUGCAUUUAUUCUUUAUUCUUCUUCUUUUUGCUCUUACCACAUUUUAAAGUCACCUGUGAUCUUAAACUGAACAGCACAUAGCAACAUGGAAUCUUUUUCUUAAAUAGAAGGGUUCCAAAGAAGACAACACAAAUCUUAACCCUUUAACUCCCGGAAGUGAUUAACAUAAAACUUCUCCCUACAAUGUCCAUACAUUCUUCAGCAAACAGGUAAAGAGAAUAUUCAAAGUUGUCAGGUAGAAGCUGCUAUCUUGAUCUAGCACCAAGUUCUCAUAACUAAUUUACAAGGAAAUGUGUAGCAGCUAGAGGGGAGAAUUAACAAUCACAUCUUGGGAGUUAAAGGGUUAAUAAAAAAAUAUUAAAAAUCAAUGCCUGAGUAUAUAAGUCUUUUUUCUAUUUACCCGUAAUGCAGGAUUCAUUACCUACAAGAUUAACUCCUCUAAAAGUUAAACCAAAACUAACAAGGGACUUGCGACAAGGUAGUCUCUCUGAUUCAAUGUCUAUUUUCAUCAACAGAAUACAACACUCCUGGUAAGAGACAAGUUUCAGAGAGUGAAGAAGUGGAAGGAAGUCCAACAAAGAAACCAAGAAGAAACAGAUUUAAAUGGGGACCAGCUUCCACAAGUAUCCUGUAUCAGUCAUAUGAAGAACAGAAAAAUCCUUCUAAGGAAGAACGGUAACAGGAUCACAAACUUGUAUAUCUGUGUUGAUGUAUGUAUUCUCUCACUUUUCAUUUGUUAAAAAAAUUUAGUUCCCAAUUUAAAUUUAACCGUGAAAUAUUAUACCUCAGGGAAGCAUUGGUGGAAGCUUGUAACAGGGCGGAGUGCAGUCAGAGAGGUGUACCAUACGAUAAUGUGGAGGGACUAGGUCCAAAUCUUGUAACUGAGAGCCGUGUUUAUAACUGGUUUGCCAACAGACGCAAAGAGGAAACAUUCAGACUUAAACUGGCAAUUGAUGCCUCAAGCUUCCCAGAGGCUCCUGUUACAACGCCAGGUGAGAGUCACUUUAGAAAAACGAGCACCAAACCACUUCAAUUUUCAAGGAAAUACCUUUAUCAGUUUACAUUUUGGACACCCUGGGUAUUGAUUUCUUUAUUCUUGUCUUCUCAUGUUUAUAGUGUCUAGCACCAGAUACUUUAGAUCAAGAGGUCCAAUUUUUAGCUAUGGCUGGAUCAUUGUGAGGUUUCCUUAGGCAGGACACUGUAGACAGUGCCCCUCCCCUCCCUGGAGUGUAAAUGGUUACCACAGGAUAACCAAUUGAUAGAAGUUAACCCAUAAACUCCUAAGAGUGACAAUUAUCCAAUAUUUCCUUACAAUAUCACCUCUGAAUCAUUCAUCAAGGUCAUGAGAAUUAAGGAAAUGAUCACCAACUAAAGAAGCUUUUAAUUGCUAAACAAAUUUUCCUUGUCAGCUCACUAGGAAUUAUUUAAGAUUUACUUGGUAAUCAACUCUUCUCAAAGGAGAACUUUGUACAGAUGUCAUUUAACAUAGAGUGAAAUUUUGGUACACUUAACCAUUGAACUCCCAAGAUCUGAUUAUUAAUUCUCCCCUCUAGCUACUACAUAUUUUCUUAUCAAUUAGUAAUGAGAAUUUGAUGUUAGAUCAAGAUAUCAACAUCUAACUGAUAAGUUUGAGUGUUUUCAUUACCUUUUUGCAGAGUAAUGUAUGGAUAUUGUAGGGAAAAGCUCCAUAUUAAUCACUUUUGGGAGUUAAAAGGGUUAAUAGCAAGUCAAGCAUCUUCUCUACUCAUUGUUAACAUUAUUCCUUUAUGCACAUAUGUCAGAGUAUUUUGUGUAAUGCAGGUCAACUGGCAUCCCCAACUCCAAACACAGCAAUGUCACCAGUGAUCCCACACCCCAUCAUAACUACUUCAGUACCUACUGGUUCCAAGGCAACGUCACCUCAGUCAGGGCUCCCAAAUCCUUCUGGACUGACUAAUCCAGUAGUAACAACUCAACAUGUGCAGCAGAUACCUCUGCCUUCUGGUCAAAUUAGUCAGGUGCAGCAAAUGGUUCCAGGGCAACAAGGUGGGGUUUCACUAGGUCAACAACAGGGAAUAGCUUUAAUGGGGAACUUUGUUCCAGGUGUUUCUCCACAGGGAAUGCCUAUCAAUCUAGCCAUGAUGCCACCACCGCCAGCUGGACACACUCCUACCUGUCAAGUAGCAGCACAGCCUCAAAUGAUGCCUAUUAGCAGCAUCGCACAUCAGCAACAUCCAAUGCAGGUUUCAGGCAUGAGCCAGAUGCCUGUCAUUGUAUCUAUGCCACCAGGAAUGGAUGGAUUGCAGCCUGGAAUACCACAUCUACCAGAAAAUAUUGCACAAAUGGCUGCGGGUGCCCCCAUGAUGCAAAUGCAUCCCAUUCCCAUGACAACACUACCAAUGCCACCACCCUUGCAGCCAAUCACAUGUGGAGAUAUGUCACUACCUCCUCCUCUACAGCCUUUGUCUGUAAUGUCACCUGCAGUGCCAAUACCUAGUCAGGCUCCAGUUCCAGUCAGUAUUCCACCAUCUAUUAACACAAGCUUGAAUACCAAUGAGAGAACACCACAGAGUGACCCUACAUCUCCUAUAUAUGAAGUGAAACUUGAAACUGCAGUGAAAGAUGCAAUCAUGGAAAAAAUUGAUACAACAAACACUACUCCAGAGAAGGGCUGUAAGGCAGAAUUGAAAUGCGACAGAGUCAAAGUUGAAAAUGGUGAUGAUGACACAAUCAUAGCUGAAAAUGUAACAAUUAUGACAGAAACUGAGGAGCAAAGCAAUGAAAGUUCAAAGUCACCAAUAAAAGAUACAAGGAAAAAUGGAAAAUGUUCUGGCCUUGGAGAGGAAAGUAGUCAGUCGUCAUCAAAGGGCAAGGCUAUACGACAUAGCACUGACCAUUUCAAUGGGGACAGCUUGUGA